Molecule: messenger RNA, 687 nt
Organism: Hermetia illucens (black soldier fly)
Lineage: Eukaryota; Metazoa; Arthropoda; Insecta; Diptera; Stratiomyidae
Product: pupal cuticle protein Edg-78E-like
Exons: 2
Coding region: 149-607 (152 amino acids)
Cellular component (GO): chitin-based extracellular matrix
Molecular function (GO): structural constituent of chitin-based larval cuticle
Source: RefSeq, a predicted model, not a curated record
UGAUGAGAAAUGCCUAUUUCGAAAUAAUGUUAGAUUUCGCUGGAUCCAAGUAUCCGAGCCUUUCAUAUAAAAGUCGGAACCUCCGCCACCAACAUCGUCAAUUCCUCAAAGUCAAUUCACCCAUCACAUCACAGAGUUAGAUACCAUCAUGUUCAGAUUUGUUGUGCUUUCCGUUGCUGCGCUCGCUUUGACUGGGGCUGAGCAGUAUGCCACUCCAGAAGCUACUGCCGAAAUCAAAAGUUAUGUGAGUGAUAUUCAUCCGGACGGCUCAUAUCAGUUCGCUUAUGAUACCACUAAUGGAAUAGCUGCUCAGGAACAAGGUGUUGGCUCGCAACAUGCCGCCGGUGCAUUUUCUUACACCUCCCCGGAAGGUCAUCCCAUUCAACUUUCUUACACCGCGGAUGAGCACGGAUUCCAUCCGGAAGGGGCUCAUUUGCCAAUUCCUCCACCAAUUCCAGAUUACAUCUUAAGGUCUUUGGAAUGGAAUGCUGCCCAUCCAGAAGAAGAGCAUCAACAGUACGCGGCCGGUCCACAUGAAAUUUCCCAAGUGGCACAUGUAACACCGUUGCCACAAGUGGCGCACGCCGAUGCUGGUUACAAGCAUUGAGAAGUAUUAUUCGCUAGUUUUAGAGAACAUGAUUGUUAAUAGGUUAUAAAGAGUUAUUUAAUAAAUUGUUAUCAAUGAAA